CAAAGGGUUAAGCAUGUGUGCACACAUACAUACAAGCAAGCUAUAAUACACACAGCUUAACCCAAGCACAUCAUAAACAACGUGUGCCCUGUUGUGAAGCUUAGGCUGUAACCUGUGUGUUUAUUUCAUUUUAUUAUUCUACUCAGUUGUAUGUAUUUUAUUUAUUUUGUUUCAUGUAAAAUGAAUGUAUUACUCUCUUGCUUACAAACAUUGCCCUUAGAAAAAUGAAAGAACAAGGACCUGGAAAUGUCAUUUUAAUCACUUUAUAUUUUCUGCAUUCCCCUUGCUGCUUUUAUGGUGUUUCCAGUCAUUGAGUGGUUCUGGGUCAUGUUGCUCCAAUGUUGAGUUAUUUGUAGAAUAACCAUCAAUGCUAAGUGAAGAUGAGUGAAGAAAAUCGUACAAGAAAUGAGGAUUGACGGAGAGUUAGGACAAAAAACAAACAAAAAAAAACAACACAGACCAAAACCAGGAGGAAUUUUUUUUUUUUUCAGCAUGAGCAAUGGGGGAGAACCAGGAAGAGGACAUUAACUCUUGUGUCACUGUGACCUCCACAGAAUUCGCCGAGUCGGAUAUUGAUUUCUCCAAUUCUGAAGAGGAAGAUGAAGAGAAAGAGGAGAAGAGCUGGCAUUACCAGUCAAUCCAUGAGGAGGCUGGCCGAGGUGAAGGGAGCUUACCUUGGACUAAAGAGGCCUCCAACUCUCUAAGCUUCUGGGGUGAGCCCAGCCAGCCCGUCACGGUUGAGCAGUUCUCUUCCCGCUGUGGCCCACAGCACUCCCUGGGACCAGAGGCCGAUGCGCUGGACUACUUCCAUCUGCUGUUCCCCGACUCGCUAGUGCAUCACCUCGUGGAGCAGACCAACUCUCGCGCCAGGCUGCUGCAGCAGGAGAGAAGCCUGCCAGACGAGGAGUGGCAUCCCACCAGCGCCUCUGAGAUGCGCGCUUUUAUCGGCCUUGCCAUCCUGAUGGGUCUGCAGCCCCUCCCCAACCCGAGCAUGUACUGGUCCAGCCAGCACUUCGAGGGCAGCCUGGGCUUCUUGAACACCAUGCAUGCCCGUCGCUUCCACAAGAUUCAGCACUACAUCCACUUAAGCCCCCCUCGGGGCGCCACACCAUCUGACUGGCUGCACAAGAUCCGCCCCCUGCUGGAAGUGGUGGAGAGGACCAUGUGGGACUCCUACCUCCCCAACAAGUGCCUGACCAUUGACGAGGCCUUGAUCCCGAGCAGGGGCAAUGGGGAGGGGGGCAGGCUGAAAGUGUGGCUGCUCUGCGAUUCCAAAUCCGGAUAUUGCCACCGAACCCUGAUCCAGUCCCAGAGGAGCCAGUCCAGGGGGUGGCUGGGACACAGAGUGGUGCUGCCCUUGCUCGAGGGUCUCCAGGGCAAGCACCACCAAGUCUUCCUGUCAAACAGCUUGGUGUCAGUUCCCCUGAUGCAUAGCCUGCUCCAGAAGGGAAUAUACAGCGCCGGCUCCUUCCCGACGGACCGCCGGGAACUUCCCACGGAGCUGAGGGAGGCUGGGCGUCUGGAGAAGCAAGGGGACUUCCGGCAGUGGCAGCACGGGAACCUGGUGGCCACCCGUUGGAAGGACACCCGAGAACUGUGCUGCCUGUCCACCAACGCGCAGCCCGGGGUUAGCGACUCGGUCUGGAGGAAGACCGAGAGCGACAGCGGGCUCCUGCAGCUCGUGCCCAGACCCCUGCCGGUGCAGCUGUACCAGGACAGCAUGCGAGGGGUGGACACCUGCAACCAGCUGUGCAACUCCUGGCAGCUGGGCCUGCCCUGCGGGAAGCACUGGUGCUCCUUCUUCUGGUUCUACCUGAACCUCUGCAUCCUGAACUCCUUCAUCAUCCUCCGGGAGAGCUGCAAGGAGAGCCCCCCGGCCUGGCUCCCAGGGAAGCGCUUCUCCCAGCUGUACUACCGCCACCGGCUGGUCCAGCAGCUCACUGGCCGCUUGGGGUGGCCAUCUGAGAGGGGCAGGAGGAGGAGGGGUGGAGGAGGAAGAGAGAGAGAGGAGGAGGGGGAGCAGUCGCCUGCCCGCCAGCACCGCAUGGUGAAGAUCUCCCCCAGGCCAAAGAGGUGUCGUAUCUGCCACCGCAAGGGGCAGCGCCACGAGAGCGUCUACGGGUGCCUGGUCUGCAACGUGAACCUGUGCAAGAACACGGGCUGCUUCCAGGAGUUCCACCACUUUGAAGACACGGAAGGUCCACACACAUCUUGUUUUAAUGCAGUUCAGCUGCACGACUCAGAGCACACUGAAAGUGGCACGAGCCCAAACUUGUGUCUACUGAAUAGUUUCACCCUUGCAAAACACACUGCACACUACAGUAGAGCCCAGUGUUUAUGGAAGGCAGUUUAUAUCAUUGUAAUUGCUGGCAUGAAUGCAGUCUUAUCUGAAAUGCCCUUAACUGAGUGCUUGUUCCCUAAUUUAUUUUUAUUUUUUUUCUCCUGUUACAGUUUUGGUUGUGGGGAAACAAAGUAUUUUUAUUGUGUGUACAGAUGUUCAUAGAACAUAAUGAAGGAAUUCAAAAGUAAAGCCGAUAUAGCAACAACUUUUUAUGUUUAAUAUUAGUUCCUGAGUAUAGUAUUAUCUUAUGUAAACCUGUCACCCAAACUGCACAAAAUACAAUUGUACUUAAUAGUGAGACACCCUGCCUAAUGUAUCUCCUGUGUUACUCAGUACAGUUUCUCAUUUAUCAUAGUAUUUUCCAGUUCUUUUAAAAUGCCUCCAUUCAUUCAUUCUGUUUUCUUUUU
Molecule: messenger RNA, 2748 nt
Organism: Polyodon spathula (Mississippi paddlefish)
Lineage: Eukaryota; Metazoa; Chordata; Actinopteri; Acipenseriformes; Polyodontidae
Product: piggyBac transposable element-derived protein 4-like
Exons: 1
Coding region: 500-2503 (667 amino acids)
Source: RefSeq, a predicted model, not a curated record